Molecule: messenger RNA, 3555 nt
Organism: Knipowitschia caucasica
Lineage: Eukaryota; Metazoa; Chordata; Actinopteri; Gobiiformes; Gobiidae
Source: the annotation of a GenBank genome assembly
AUGAAGAGUUUGUGGAAGUGUUUCAACAAGUGUUUCAACAAGUGCUUCAACAAGUGCUUCAACAAGUGCUUCAACAAGUGUUUCAACAAGUGUUUCAACAAGUGCUUCAACAAGUGUUUCAACAAGUGCUUCAACAAGUGUUUCAACAAGUGCUUCAACAAGUGUUUCAACCAGUGCUUCAACAAGUGUUUCAACCAGUGCUUCAACCAGUGCUUCAACAAGUGCUUCAACAAGUGCUUCAACAAGUGUUUCAACAAGUGUUUCAACAAGUGCUUCAACAAGUGUUUCAACAAGUGCUUCAACAAGUGUUUCAACAAGUGUUUCAACAAGUGCUUCAACAAGUGCUUCAACAAGUGUUUCAACAAGUGCUUCAACAAGUGCUUCAACAAGUGUUUCAACAAGUGUUUCAACAAGUGUUUCAACAAGUGUUUCAACAAGUGUUUCAACAAGUGCUUCAACAAGUGUUUCAACAAGUGUUUCAACAAGUGUUUCAACAAGUGUUUCAACAAGUGUUUCAACAAGUGUUUCAACAAGUGCUUCAACAAGUGCUUCAACAAGUGCUUCAACAAGUGUUUCAACCAGUGCUUCAACAAGUGUUUCAACAAGUGUUUCAACAAGUGUUUCAACAAGUGCUUCAACAAGUGUUUCAACAAGUGUUUCAACAAGUGUUUCAACAAGUGCUUCAACAAGUGCUUCAACAAGUGCUUCAACAAGUGCUUCAACAACUGUUUCAACAAGUGCUUCAACAAGUGUUUCAACAAGUGUUUCAACAAGUGCUUCAACAAGUGUUUCAACAAGUGCUUCAACAAGUGUUUCAACAAGUGUUUCAACAAGUGCUUCAACAAGUGCUUCAACAAGUGCUUCAACAAGUGCUUCAACAAGUGUUUCAACAAGUGUUUCAACAAGUGUUUCAACAAGUGUUUCAACAAGUGCUUCAACAAGUGUUUCAACAAGUGCUUCAACAAGUGUUUCAACAAGUGUUUCAACAAGUGUUUCAACAAGUGUUUCAACAAGUGUUUCAACAAGUGUUUCAACAAGUGCUUCAACAAGUGCUUCAACAAGUGCUUCAACAAGUGCUUCAACAAGUGUUUCAACAAGUGUUUCAACAAGUGUUUCAACAAGUGCUUCAACAAGUGUUUCAACAAGUGCUUCAACAAGUGUUUCAACCAGUGCUUCAACAAGUGUUUCAACAAGUGUUUCAACAAGUGCUUCAACAAGUGUUUCAACAAGUGUUUCAACAAGUGUUUCAACAAGUGUUUCAACAAGUGUUUCAACAAGUGUUUCAACAAGUGUUUCAACAAGUGUUUCAACAAGUGUUUCAACAAGUGUUUCAACAAGUGCUCCAACAAGUGCUUCAACAAGUGCUUCAACAAGUGUUUCAACAAGUGCUUCAACAAGUGUUUCAACAAGUGCUUCAACACGUGCUUCAACAAGUGUUUCAACAAGUGUUUCAACAAGUGUUUCAACCAGUGUUUCAACCAGUGUUUCAACAAGUGUUUCAACAAGUGCUUCAACAAGUGCUUCAACAAGUGCUUCAACAAGUGUUUCAACAAGUGCUUCAACAAGUGUUUCAACAAGUGCUUCAACAAGUGCUUCAACAAGUGUUUCAACAAGUGUUUCAACAAGUGCUACAACAAGUGUUUCAACAAGUGCUUCAACCAGUGCUUCAACAAGUGUUUCAACAAGUGUUUCAACAAGUGUUUCAACAAGUGUUUCAACAAGUGUUUCAACAAGUGCUACAACAAGUGUUUCAACAAGUGCUUCAACAAGUGCUUCAACAAGUGUUUCAACAAGUGUUUCAACAAGUGCUUCAACAAGUGUUUCAACAAGUGUUUCAACGAAUGUUUCAACAAGUGUUUCAACAAGUGUUUCAACAAGUGCUUCAACAAGUGUUUCAACCAGUGUUUCAACAAGUGCUUCAACAAGUGCUUCAACAAGUGUUUCAACCAGUGUUUCAACAAGUGCUUCAACAAGUGCUUCAACAAGUGUUUCAACAAGUGCUUCAACAAGUGUUUCAACAAGUGUUUCAACAAGUGUUUCAACAAGUGUUUCAACAAGUGCUUCAACAAGUGUUUCAACAAGUGCUUCAACAAGUGUUUCAACAAGUGUUUCAACAAGUGUUUCAACAAGUGUUUCAACAAGUGUUUCAACAAGUGUUUCAACAAGUGCUUCAACAAGUGCUUCAACAAGUGCUUCAACAAGUGCUUCAACAAGUGUUUCAACAAGUGUUUCAACAAGUGUUUCAACAAGUGCUUCAACAAGUGUUUCAACAAGUGCUUCAACAAGUGUUUCAACCAGUGCUUCAACAAGUGUUUCAACAAGUGUUUCAACAAGUGCUUCAACAAGUGUUUCAACAAGUGUUUCAACAAGUGUUUCAACAAGUGUUUCAACAAGUGUUUCAACAAGUGUUUCAACAAGUGUUUCAACAAGUGUUUCAACAAGUGCUCCAACAAGUGCUUCAACAAGUGCUUCAACAAGUGUUUCAACAAGUGCUUCAACAAGUGUUUCAACAAGUGCUUCAACACGUGCUUCAACAAGUGUUUCAACAAGUGUUUCAACAAGUGUUUCAACCAGUGUUUCAACCAGUGUUUCAACAAGUGUUUCAACAAGUGCUUCAACAAGUGCUUCAACAAGUGCUUCAACAAGUGUUUCAACAAGUGCUUCAACAAGUGUUUCAACAAGUGCUUCAACAAGUGCUUCAACAAGUGUUUCAACAAGUGUUUCAACAAGUGCUACAACAAGUGUUUCAACAAGUGCUUCAACCAGUGCUUCAACAAGUGUUUCAACAAGUGUUUCAACAAGUGUUUCAACAAGUGUUUCAACAAGUGUUUCAACAAGUGCUACAACAAGUGUUUCAACAAGUGCUUCAACAAGUGCUUCAACAAGUGUUUCAACAAGUGUUUCAACAAGUGCUUCAACAAGUGUUUCAACAAGUGUUUCAACGAAUGUUUCAACAAGUGUUUCAACAAGUGUUUCAACAAGUGCUUCAACAAGUGUUUCAACCAGUGUUUCAACAAGUGCUUCAACAAGUGCUUCAACAAGUGUUUCAACCAGUGUUUCAACAAGUGCUUCAACAAGUGCUUCAACAAGUGUUUCAACAAGUGUUUCAACAAGUGUUUCAACAAGUGCUUCAACAAGUGUUUCAACAAGUGUUUCAACAAGUGUUUCAACAAGUGCUUCAACAAGUGCUUCAACAAGUGUUUCAACAAGUGUUUCAACAAGUGCUUCAACAAGUGUUUCAACAAGUGUUUCAACGAAUGUUUCAACAAGUGUUUCAACAAGUGUUUCAACAAGUGCUUCAACAAGUGUUUCAACCAGUGUUUCAACAAGUGCUUCAACAAGUGCUUCAACAAGUGUUUCAACCAGUGUUUCAACAAGUGUUUCAACAAGUGUUUCAACCAGUGUUUCAACCAGUGCUUCAACAAGUGUUUCAACAAGUGCUUCAACAAGUGUUUCAACAAGUGUUUCAACAAGUGUUUCAACGAAUGUUUCAACAAGUGUUUUGUUGUCAAAAAAAGCUUUGACAGACGUGUUCAGAAUUUGAUACAGAAAUAA